Puma concolor (puma) is the source of this 1314-nucleotide messenger RNA. NCBI's taxonomy places the organism in Eukaryota, Metazoa, Chordata, Mammalia, Carnivora, Felidae. The record is from RefSeq and is a predicted model, not a curated record.
AUGACUUUGGUGUUAGAUUUUAAUCCUCGUCUGCUGCCAGCCACACUGGAUCGCCACCUCACCUGUCAACUGGGCACUGGGGACCGAUUGUCCUUUAGUGCCAACAUGAGGUUUACAUUCAAGGACAGAAAAACACUACUCCCGCCCAGGGGCUCCCGGUACUGCGCUGAGAAGCGGAGCAUCCGGCAGGCCCUUGCGUCUCACAGGGCAGCACGUCCACUCCCACGGGGACCCACACGUCUCAAGCCCCGCCGGUACCUGUCGGCCUGGCUGCCACUAAAGCAAAACAAGAACAAGCGACGAGCAGCCAUCGCCUCUUUCAGCCCACCCAAAGACCAUGGCGGCUACUCGUUGAAACACAGAGGAUUCCAGUCCAAGCGUCUUCCCAGAAGUCACACCCGACACAUGGAGGCUCCCUCGAUCGUCGGGGUAAGUUCCAAUUCGGAGCCGGCGGAACUCCGCCCCGACAAGGCCACCUUCAUCCAGCUCCGGCCACUUGGCUUUCCGGAGCUGGCGGACGCAGGCAUCAUGAGGACGGGCAGGAUGAGCAAGUCGGCGAGGGUCCGAGUGGCUGCUUUGUUUUCGGUGAUUAUUUCCCCAUAUCUCUAUGAGAGUUACCCCAUGCCUGUCAUACCACAACCAGAGAUCCUCAGCUCGGGAGCGUACAGCCCCAUUACCGUGUGGACUACGGCAGUUCCAUUCCACUCCCCACUACCCAAUGGCCUCUCUCCUCUUUCUGGAUACCCCUCAUCCUUGGGGCGGGUGAGCCCCCCUCCUCCAUCCGACACCUCGUCCAAGGACCACAGUGGCUCAGAAAGCCCCAUUAGUGAUGAAGAGGAAAGACUACAAUCCAAGCUUUCAGACCCCCAUGCCAUUGAAGCUGAAAAGUUUCAGUGCAAUCUAUGCAGUAAAACCUAUUCAACUUUUUCCGGGCUGGCCAAGCAUAAGCAGCUGCACUGCGACGCCCAGUCUAGGAAAUCCUUCAGCUGUAAAUACUGUGACAAGGAAUACGUGAGCCUGGGCGCCCUUAAGAUGCACAUCCGGACCCACACUUUACCUUGUGUCUGCAAGAUCUGUGGCAAGGCGUUUUCCAGACCCUGGUUACUUCAAGGACACAUUAGAACUCACACUGGGGAGAAGCCUUUUUCUUGCCCUCACUGCAACAGAGCGUUUGCAGACAGGUCAAAUCUGAGGGCUCAUCUGCAGACCCAUUCGGAUGUAAAGAAAUACCAGUGCAAAAACUGCUCCAAAACCUUCUCCAGAAUGUCUCUUCUGCACAAACAUGAGGAAUCUGGCUGCUGUGUAGCACACUGA